AGAGGCUGAUCGCUCGCUUUCUGAGCGCAGUCGAAGUUGACAGUGGGGCUCGACCGCGCAGUGAAGCAGAGUUGGGAAUAUCUCCUCAGGUUCUUCACGGCGAGAAGCUCACGGAGCGCGUCAGUGGAGAAGACAGCAGGAGAGCACAGAGCACUGCCCGUGGAUAAGCCGUGUACCCACACUGAGGCGUCUGAAGACUCCGCCUAGAUCUCUAAGGUACCUGGACACAGUCCUUUUAGCGGAGCAGCCAUGCCAUUUGGCUGUUUGACCUUCGGGGAGAAGAAGGAUUACAACAGUCCUUCUGAGGUCACUGAUAAAUAUGAUCUGGGACAAGUGGUCAAAUCGGAGGAGUUUUGUGAGAUCUUUCGGGCGAAAGACAGAAGCACACAGAAAAUGUACACCUGCAAGAAGUUCCUGAAGAAAGACGGGAGGAAAGUGCGCAAGGCGGCCAAGAACGAGAUUCUCAUCUUGAAUAUGGUGAAGCAUCAUAACAUCCUCCAGCUGGUCGAUGUCUUUGAGACAAGAAAAGAGUACUUCCUCUUCCUGGAACUAGCCACAGGCAGGGAAGUGUUUGACUGGAUCUUGGACCAGGGCUACUAUUCAGAGCGUGACACUAGCAAUGUGAUCAGACAAGUGCUGGAGGCUGUGGCUUACCUCCACUCUCUCCGCAUCGUGCACAGAAACCUGAAGUUGGAAAACCUUGUUUACUACAAUCGCCUGAAGCACUCUAAAAUCGUCAUCAGCGAUUUUCAUCUGGCCAGACUGGAGAAUGGUCUCAUUAAAGAGCCCUGUGGCACUCCAGAGUACCUUGCUCCAGAGGUAGUUGGCAGACAGAGAUAUGGCAGACCGGUGGACUGCUGGGCCAUUGGAGUGGUCAUGUAUAUCCUACUGUCAGGAAACCCUCCUUUUUAUGAUGACGCAGAUGACGAUGAUUAUGACAGCCAUGACAAGAAUCUGUUCCGGAAAAUUCUAUCUGGAGACUAUGAGUUUGACUCACCCUACUGGGAUGACAUCUCAGAUUCCGCUAAAAGCCUUGUUGCAUCUUUAAUGGAAGUAGAUCAGCAUCAAAGACUGACUGCACAGGAGGCUAUCAACCACGAGUGGAUAUCUGGGAACGCUGCUUCAGACAAGAACAUCAAGGAUGGCGUAUGUGCUCAGAUUGAAAAGAACUUUGCUAAAGCUAAAUGGAAGAAAGCAGUGCGGGUGACCACCCUAAUGAAGAGGCUCCGAGCUCCAGACCAGAGUGACUCUGGGGCGUCCAGUCCAGCUUUAGGAACCUCGGCAGGGCCGGUCACUCCGAGCAGCACACCCGUUCCCUUGGCCGCCACCCCCGAGCCCCCCCACAGCACCCUUGAGGUAAAGGUGGAGGAGGCCGCAGCUCCAGCUCGGUGUAAUGGAGAGGUGCCGCAGCUUAGCGUGGAGACCAGAGAGGAGCAGAACGGCUAACGAGGGAAACACACAAAGACAAACAUGCUCACUGUACAUAGGAAGACACACUGAAAGCUAACGGUCACAUAAAGCUACAUUGUCGCAUUGCCACUCAUUCCAUUUGCGCAAUCCCUUCCCUUGUUGUUUGUCUCCAUUGUAAGUUUUCAAGUUGUUUACUUAGAAAAUGAGUUGAGUAAACGUAUAUAAAGUCUGAAAAGGCAUUAUAUUUAAAAAGGAAAGAUUCUGA
Messenger RNA from Colossoma macropomum (tambaqui), 1675 nucleotides. RefSeq names its product CaM kinase-like vesicle-associated a (gene camkva). The transcript has 12 exons. Gene Ontology annotation, cellular component: intracellular anatomical structure. The record is from RefSeq and is a predicted model, not a curated record. Lineage: Eukaryota; Metazoa; Chordata; Actinopteri; Characiformes; Serrasalmidae. Gene Ontology annotation, molecular function: calmodulin binding; ATP binding; calcium/calmodulin-dependent protein kinase activity. Gene Ontology annotation, biological process: peptidyl-serine phosphorylation. Bases 250 to 1446 code for a protein of 398 amino acids.